Oryza brachyantha (malo sina) is the source of this 1397-nucleotide messenger RNA. RefSeq lists its product as uncharacterized. The record is from RefSeq and is a predicted model, not a curated record. Bases 218 to 967 code for a protein of 249 amino acids. Lineage: Eukaryota; Viridiplantae; Streptophyta; Magnoliopsida; Poales; Poaceae. The transcript has 4 exons. Gene Ontology annotation, cellular component: chloroplast.
CGACUCAGAAGCCAAUGCCCAGUCCCCACGCACUCCAGUACUCCACCUCCGCCGUCCCUGGCGACCGCCGAGGUCGAAGCCUCCGAACGCCACCGUCGCGCCACCCUCCGCCGUCUCCCCACGCGGCGGUCGUCUUCCCCAUUCGUAUCAUCGAUCCUCAUAUCCCGGCUCCGCUCGAAGGCAAUUUUACAGGUCUACCAUUAGGAGGACUGGAGGAAUGAGCUACUUCCAGGCUACAACAUACAAGCCUCAUAAUGGAAUUGUUGUGGACAAGUUAGCAGUACGUCUUGGGAGUACUUGCAAAUUACUUCAUCAACGUGCCAUAUGUUCGCAUUUCUCUAGAUCCAGCAAGCUUCGAGAGCAUGUAUACCCAAGGCUUCUUGUUGCUGCUUGCCAUCAAGGGAUUGAUCCUUUAUAUGCCUCAAGUGGGAAGGAAAACUCUGAGCGUGUCAAUGAUCCAUUCUCAAUGGAAUCUUUGAACAAAGCUAUAGCCGGAGCUAAAAAACCAUGGUCCAUACAAGACAUGCUGAUGGCUCAAAUUUCCAAGAUUAAAGGGUCUGGCUCUGGUGGAAAUGGUGGUAAUAAAAACCGUUAUGGAGGCAGUGGUGAUGGUUCAGAGGACGAAUCUUUGACGGAGUCAUUAUAUGAAAUGUUCCAAGUUUUGUUGGCAACUAUUGCUUUUAUACUUAUGUACAUCCAUAUAAUAAGAGGAGAGGAGUUAUACCGCCUUGGCAGGGACUACACUAGAUACUUGGUUACUGGUAAGAGAACUUCCCGACUGAAACGUGCCAUGCUAAACUGGCACAAUUUCUCCGAGGGCAUCACCAAGAAGGAUAGCACACAAGAGGAGACAUUUGAAGGAUCAAUUACUUCUGAACCCAUGUGGUGGCAACAGCCCCUCAAGUUUGUUCAUCGUAUAGAGGAACUUUGCAGGGGCUAUUUGCGCCCUCAUGUGCAGGAAUCGUAGUUCUGAUGUUCGAGGAUCCCUUCUGACUUGUCAAUAUUCCAAUGUAAGCUGUAACCGUGCAUAGGUUUGCUAAGGGCGCUGGUUGCAUCGAUGGUGCAGCGAAGAGCGUGGAGGCAACUAGGACUGUUGUUUACUGCAUUUAGCUCUUCUUGCGUAGUACAGAUGAAUACCAAGUUAUAUGCUCUGUAUUAUUCACUGUAGAACAGAAAGGAAGGUGAGAGUCCAUCUCCCCAAUUUUGUAAUAUUUGGGACCUCGCUGCUGUGAUGUGAUCCUCUGCCGGUUAGUUUGGUGCCAGUGACAACUUGAAUGCUGCAUCUGGUGCAUCAUAACUGCAAAGAGUACCAGCUAUGCCGAAUCAAUGCAGCUAAAUUUGUAGUGCCUGUAGGCUAUAGACGUGUGAUCCCUGUUAAAUAUAUGUGCUUUGUCCAA